Molecule: messenger RNA, 1516 nt
Organism: Aspergillus candidus
Lineage: Eukaryota; Fungi; Ascomycota; Eurotiomycetes; Eurotiales; Aspergillaceae
Exons: 2
Coding region: 187-1437 (416 amino acids)
Source: RefSeq, a predicted model, not a curated record
UUCUGCGCCACUUCUUUUUCUUUUUUCUUCUUCUCUCUCAUCAUUAUCCCGAUCUCCUUAUAUCUCCUGUGUCUUUCUCUUCCUCUUUCUGUCUCAUCCUUCAAGACUCCCCACCUUGAGCAGACACCCCAUUGUCUCAUGCUCUUUCCACUCGCUUAGCUUCGACUCAACCACACCAACCUCGCCAUGGCGUACUAUGACGAACCCCACUACUACCAGCCUCCCCGGGAUCGUUACGCCCGUCCAGACUAUCCAGGAGACCCUUAUCAUCACAGCAGCAAACCAUACAGCGGAAGUCACCAUGGUCUAGACGUGGUCCCUCGAGCUGACAGCCUCGAAUCCUACGACCCACGAUCCCGUGACUACCCCUCAGGUGACUAUGGGUACGAGUAUGGCUACGGCCAUCCGCCUCAUCCUCGACGAUCCAGGGUCGCCACUGCCCCGGAGAGCGCCCGUCGCGCUCACUCCCUAGAAGGCCGCGGCUACUACGAGGGGUCGGAUUAUUCGCAUCGUCCGCGCCACAAACACCGAACAAAACAUCACGGUAGUCGACAUCACAAGCAUUCCACCCGAUCAUCAUCCAGCAGUCGCUCCCCGCCCCCGCGACACCUCAAGUCCGUCUCCGGGCGCGAUAGCUCUCGCAGUCGCCGUUCCCACAAGUCCUACUCAUACUCCCCGUCCCCGACGCGGCGCGGAGGCGGUCAUCACAAGAGGGACAAAAGCGAGCAGCGCGUUACGCAAGCCGUCCGCGCCGCCGUGACAGCUGGCGCCAUCGAGGCCUUCCGACUGCGCAAAGACCCCGGCGAGUGGACGGGCGACAAAGGACGCCGCAUCCUGACGGCAGCCAUCACAGCGGGUGGCACCGACGGACUGGUGGAUCGUGAUCCCUCGAAGCAUUCCAAGCGUCACGUCGUCGAGUCCACUCUCGCCGGUCUCGCCGCAAACCAUUUCGUCAACGGAUCCCGAUCCAAGUCCCGGUCGCGGUCCAAGUCCCGCGGCCGUUCGGACAGCCACAGCAAGGCGAAAGUCGCGGCGACAGGCGCCUUAGUUGCCGCGGGCAAGGAGGCGUAUGACCGCUUCCGGUCGAAGUCACGCCCCCGGGGCCGAUCCGCCUCGCGCGACAGCCACGAUUUCCGGGGGUCGCCGGACCGUCGUCCUCGCCGGCGGAGUCGGAGCGUGACUGAUUACAUUAACAAGGGCAUAGCGGCACUUGGUCUUUCGGACAACAAGGACAGCCACGGACAUGGAGGUCACAAGAGCGGGCGUCAUCGGUCCUCCCGCUACAGCGAUUACUCGGACGAGGAUCCUUAUUACUACAGUGACUAUGACACUCGGAGCCGUGGCAGUACCCGGCGAUCCCGGCAUUCUAAAGAUGUAGGUGACUGUUCGUUCCACCCUCUUCUAGAAUUUGAAUCUAACCCAGGACAGUACCGGUGAGCAAAGCAACAGAGAAGCUCCACGGCAGGCCACGCCUCCCACAGGCUGUGUGGUUGCGUGAAGAAGCACCGCAAACGCG